This is a messenger RNA of Mesocestoides corti, 1554 nucleotides long. The record is from the annotation of a GenBank genome assembly. Lineage: Eukaryota; Metazoa; Platyhelminthes; Cestoda; Cyclophyllidea; Mesocestoididae.
AUGCGACGUGAAUCAGCUGCGGUGGGAGGGGGUGAGGGGGACGUGGAGGAACACGACAAACCACGACACCGCACCACCAGCAUCCCCGAACCGGUGUUCACUCUGUUCGCCUUCCUCGCUCGCCAGGGUGUCCACAUCAGUGACCUCUUUCGUCGACCGGGCAACAUCAAUCAGAUGAAGAACCUCAUCCGACUCCUUGGGAACAGCCUGCAUUCGACCAAUAGCCUUCCACCAUCACCACCGACCAAUGGCGUGGUAGUACGACUGAAGGUCGUUUUAUCGGCUCAUGGUGACCCAGGCAGAUGGAUUUUGCCGAUCGUCCGUUUGUUUUUAACCAAGCCGAUGACCCGAGUGUGUAAUCAGCUGCGUAAACCCACUCACGCACGCGCGCACGCGUGCGCCGUUGCCUCGCCCGCUCUGCACGCGCCAGUGCACCUAAUAAGCCCAGCGUCAGCUGUGCGGACGGCUAUUUUUAGCCGCGGCUGGUUCGGACGUACCCUGGGAGCAGUAAUUAGUUCGAGUUUGGCAAAAGGCGAGCUAGUGGAUUGGUCGGCCUACAACGUCUACACAGUGGCCAACGUGGCGAAACGCUUUCUCCUCAGCGUCCCUGGUGGCAUCUUUGGCGAGCAGAACGAGCGGCGUCUGCUGGUGGCGGCAGUUCCCCUCGAAACCGGCGGGUCGCCCAGAACCGCGACAACGCAACCCUCGUCACACCGACUGCCCCCGAAGCUGCAGCACGCGCCAGGGUUCCAGAGUUCAGGCGAGAACCAGGGUCUGGCCGAUGUUGGCAGUGUCGAAAGGACCAUCUUCGUCUCCUCCUUGUUCGCGGACAAAACGGGCUUCCUCUGUGACUUCGGCAUGCUUCCACCCACACCCAAUGAGAGGGAUCAGCUCAAUAUUUUCAUUGAGGUUCUCGAUAGUCUACCACCGCCGUGUCGGGAGUUGGCAAUAAUAAUAUUUGGCAUCCUCCAUAGCAUGGUUAGGCAUGCGGGCUUUGAAGUGACCACAGGCUGUCACUCAUGUACGCCCUCCACCGCAAGGGGGAGCUCCUCAAGACACUCCACCCUGACCCUCCUGGCACCCCACUGCUCACCCCCGCCAGCACCGCCUCCCUCCCCCCCUCCUCCAUCACCUCCACCAAUCAGAACACUGGCCGAAGCUGUGGCAAAGUCCGUCGCUGGUGCCCUCCUCCACACGUGCCCUCUCUCCGUCGAUUUGGUAGACAGAGGGGCGCAGCUGAUAUGGGGCAGAGUUGUGAUCGAGUCGAGCCCUAUUAGGUCCACGAAAACCUGGUUAUUCAUCAGGAUGCUGCAUCGUUACAUCGAUACCUUGACUAAAUCCAAAGACCAGAGCAUCCGACAUCCAGGUAGAUCUGUGUUCAUCGCCACGCGGAAGACGGCGCCCAGCAGAUCUGACUUUAUCGAUUUUCCUGGCAGCGUUCCUCUCCUCAAGCCAACUACUAAUUCAGCAAUGGUGAUGGAACUGGCCAAUCACGGAAGUCAGAUGUCUACAAGCCUGAUUUUGUACUUUCUUGCAACGAAGUUCUGCUGCUAG